This is a messenger RNA of Telopea speciosissima, 1457 nucleotides long. Its product is annotated as UDP-glycosyltransferase 88A1-like. The record is from RefSeq and is a predicted model, not a curated record. NCBI's taxonomy places the organism in Eukaryota, Viridiplantae, Streptophyta, Magnoliopsida, Proteales, Proteaceae. The transcript is spliced from 2 exons. The coding region runs from base 35 to 1456 and encodes 473 amino acids. Gene Ontology annotation, molecular function: UDP-glycosyltransferase activity.
ACACACACAAACAGAGUCCAGUUGAGCAAGAAGAAUGAAGGAGAGCAUUGUUCUGUAUCCCUCUCCAGGGAUCGGUCAUCUUGUAUCAAUGGUGGAGCUAGGCAGAGUCAUACUCAAACACUACCCAUCUUUCUCCAUCUCUAUCCUCAUCACACCCCCACCUUACAACACAGGCUCCACCACUCCUUACAUCACCCAUGUCUCCUCCACCACUCCAUCCAUCACCUUUCACAACCUCCCCUCCGUCCCAAUCUCUCCCGACUCAAUCUCUUCCCCUCACCACGAAGCCCUUCUCAUCGAUGUCAUCCUCCGCAACAAUCAAAACGUCCACCAAACCCUCCUCACCAUUUCCCACACCUCCAACAUCCGAGCCCUCAUCAUCGACAUGUUCUGCUCCGCCGCUCUUGACGUCGGUGCAUCCCUUGACAUCCCAACUUACUACUUCUUCACCUCCGGCGCCGCUUGCCUCGCCUUCUUCCUCUACUCCCCAACCAUCCACGGUAACACUACUAAGAGUUUCAAAGACCUUAACAGCCCUCUUCACUACCCUGGCAUUCCACCGGUCCAUCCCUUGGAUGUCCCCAAGCCCAUGCUAGAUCGUACCGAUAAGGCUUACGAAGGUCUCUUAGACUUCAGUUCACGAUUGCCGGAAUCAAAAGGGAUUCUUGUGAACACGUUUGAAGCAUUAGAGCCUACAGCUCUGAAAGCGAUAUUGGGCGGACACUGUGUCCCCCACCGUCCAACACCUCCGGUUUACUGCAUCGGACCAUUGAUUGAGGAUCGUGGUGGCGGUGAUUCUUCUGCCACCGUAGAUUGCUUUACAUGGCUUGAUUCUCAACCGAUUCGAAGCGUUGUGUUCUUGUGUUUUGGGAGCUUGGGGUUGUUCACUGCAGCACAGCUGAAGGAGAUCGCUAUAGGGUUGGAGAAGAGUGGGGAGAGGUUCUUGUGGGUGGUGCGCAAUCCACCUAUGGAGGACAAAAGCUGGCGCAAUUUAGCACCACCUGAACCGGAUUUGGAUACUUUACUGCCCGAAGGGUUUUUGGAUAGGACAAAGGAGAGGGGACUUGUGGUAAAACUCUGGGCCCCACAGGUGGAGGUAUUGAAUCGAGAAUCGGUGGGUGGAUUCGUGACUCACUGUGGUUGGAACUCGGUGUUGGAAGCAAUUUGUGCUGGUGUACCUAUGGUGGGGUGGCCCCUCUAUGCCGAGCAACGGUUGAAUCGGAUAUUUCUCGUGGAGGAGAUGAAGCUGGCUUUGUCGAUGGACGAGUCAGAAGGUGGGUUCGUGAGUUCUGCCAUGGUCGAAAAACGGGUUAAGGAGUUGAUGGGAUCCGAGGAAGGGAAAGCACUAAGAGAGCGAACCUUGGCAUUGAGAGAUGCUGCCAAGGCUGCUAUGGCUGAGGGCGGGUCGUCCAGAGUAGCGUUGGCUAGAUUGGCAGAGUUGUGGAGUGGAGGAUAAG